This is a messenger RNA of Necator americanus (New World hookworm), 3327 nucleotides long. RefSeq lists its product as uncharacterized. The record is from RefSeq and is a predicted model, not a curated record. Lineage: Eukaryota; Metazoa; Nematoda; Chromadorea; Rhabditida; Ancylostomatidae. The transcript is spliced from 22 exons. Bases 1 to 3327 code for a protein of 1108 amino acids.
AUGCAGCAUCCGCCACGUCAAAAGUCGAAGCUCUCCUAUGAUAAAGGUCGAUGUGUUCCGGUCGGCUGGAAGCCACUUGUUGUCGAUGCUCGUGUGAGAAACUAUAUCUAUGCUAGAGCUAAACGAACGUGUUUGGAAGCAAGAGAUCGAGAAGCUCAGCGAAGAGCUGCUGAAGAACGGCAACGUGAGCGGCAACAAAUGAGAGAACGGGUUGACGAAGAUCUGGAGGCAUGCGAGGCGGAGCUGGAACGUGUAAAAGCACGUCGUGACGAGUUAGCUGCGGAAAAACACGAGUGCUUCACAAAACUUAAAGCGUGUUUGCAAAGAGAAUCUCUGCAAAAGAAAGCAGAAGAUGAAAGGAAGCGAAGAGAGUUACUCACCUUACAAAUUCAGCAGCCACUCCUCGCAGCAACCAUACAAGCCCAGGCUCAGGCGCAGGCUCAAGCCCAAGCGAAUAGUCUGAUCUCGAAUCAACAUCUUCUUACCCAACAGAAUCUGCUAUCGCAUCAUUUCUCCGCACAGAAUUUGUUGAAUCAGCAAGCAUUGCUGCAACACCAACAUCUUCUGGCAGCGCAAAAAUACCAAGAAUUGGCACAACAGGCACAACAACGUGGCUUAGUUCAACAGCAACAGGGUGCUCAAGCUGCACAACAGAGUUUACCGGCCGGAAUAAACGCGGCGUACUUGCAGCAGGCGCUUGGCCAAGUGCAGGGGCUUCUACCUGGUGCACCGGCGCCCGUUCCAGGCUUUGGUGCUAAUGUUUCUGUGACAAGGGGCACACCACCAAUCGCAAACCCAUUGGUGUUCAACCAGUUUGCCGUGGAGCCACCAAAGCCGCAAUCGCAGUCUGCCACCACACAGGCGUCGCAACUGAAAGCAGAGACGGCUAGCCCCCAGGUAUCACCUGCACCACAAACCCUCAACCAGCAGGCCUACGGUUUGCAAAAUCUGCCCGCAUUACACCAACGAUCUAGCGUAGAAGGUGCUGAAGAUGUGUGUCCAAUUUGUCUCUGUCCUAUGGAUGAAGGUUUCUCCAGACCUGAAAAUUGUCAGCAUCGAUUUGAUUUGGAGUGUUUGACGGAAUGGUCGAAGUUAAGACUCAGUUGCCCGUCAUGUCGAGCCGGAUUUGGAGCAAUUUACACCUAUGAAAUUAUUGACGUAAAACCGAAGCUUGUCAAGGUGCAAAAAAUGGAACCGCCUAAAGAGACGGAACCGUUCGAUGAAACGAAUCCGCACGACUUCACAAUGUGCGAAAUAUGCGCUGGAGGACAGCAUGAGGAGUUGCUGUUGAUCUGCGACCAGUGUGAUAAGGGCUUCCACACGUACUGCCUCACACCGCCGCUAGAUGGAGUACCAACCAGUGAGCAAUGGUUCUGCCCACGGUGUGAGCAAGCUCGUAAUUCACUUCCGUCAACGAGUCGCAGCACGGCCCCUUCGGCGAGAGCUGUUCGUUUAGUUCAAAGAACUGCACUUGCUGAGCGCGUUCGUCGACUUUUGCAGCGGACUCGGCGAGUAUUUGAUGUCUCGGAUGAAAAUACUGAAGAUGAGAGCGGUAGUGACGAAGAAGAGGAAGGAGAUGGCGAAGAGGAGGAGGAAGUAGAGGACGCAGUGGACUCCUCCAGUGAAGAAGAAGAAGAAAUGCAUGACUUCUUCGAUGACGACGCGCGUGUACUUGCUGAAAUAGAUAAUGAUAUUCGAGAUGAACCGACUCUACCCAGUGUGCAGAGGAGAAAGAAGCAAAAAGGUGCAUCAAAGAAAAAGAGUACCAAGUCGAGCAAAACAAAAAGAAAGACAGGUAAGAAAACUGGAAAAGGCAAAAAGAGGAAAACAAAGAGUAAACGUCACUCGAGAAAAUCUAAGCGAACAGUCGCCAAACAAGGUCCAAUGGAUGCAUUUGUUUCACGGCGUGGCACUAUACGUGAUCCAGUUGCUCGUCUCUCACUGCUCGGGGCAGGGUUGGAGCCAGUAGCCGAAGAGGAUCCCCUGAUCACAGAGAACUCACGACGUUUUGAUCGACCUCUUUUGCGUCGAAGAGAUGAGGAGAUCUCUGCUUUCAGAAACGAGGUGAUGGAAGAGGAGAAACCGGUUGUGGAUUCUUGCGAUUUAAUUGGUUCCAUAAUUCCGGAGCAGGUGAAGACACUUGCACCAGGGAGAUUGUUUGCCGUCAGAGGUGGUCGGUUUAACAUUACUGACGAUUUUGAAAAGUACAAUGCAAGACAAACGAACCAUCUUUCAUCGGAGUUGAAAGAGCGACUAGGGAUUCCUGUUGAAAAGAAUGUCACCUCCGACUGUCGUGAGAGAGCAGAUACUAACAAGUCGAGAGAUCUCUCAAAGGAGAAAAUCCAUCUGGAUGGUUCGAAAAGACUGACUGAGCAUAGCAGCAGUAACGAUAUGAAUUCUGUUCCACCCAAGACGUGCACUUCUGAUAGGAAUGCCUAUCGACCUAGUCUCAACUCUGGUAGAGGAGAAGUGACGAGAGAACCAAAAAAGGAAGUACUUCAGGAUUCUUUCAAGAGACCGCUCUCUAAUUACCGUGAAUCCAAACCUCAUAAUCGAGAAGAUCGCGGGCUAGGUGAGAGGCACAGAUACGAGCGAUGUAGGGAUGAAAGCUACACGAGAAACCGUGGUCCAACGUCCGAAAACGAACGCUACGAUAGAAAUAGCAGGGAAGCGACGAGAUGGGGUAAUCGGAGCCAGCCAUCGUCUCACAAUUCUCUCAGGGAUCAGGCAACCAACCAUCGCCCUUAUCAUCAUGUCUCAUCGUCGUAUUCCUCUCAUCACUGCCAUCGUGAUGAUCUCAACCGUCACGGGAACACCGUUUCAAAAGAUGUCGCGAAAACUGAGGAAUCUGAGCAGGAGGACAAGGUGGUAGUUAAGAAGCCCGACGAGGUGGAAAACAAAGAAGGUAUUCAUAAACAAACGGCCAAUGUCUGGAUGCCCAAUUUCAAUGGUUCAUCAGCAGCAGAAUCAUCAGCUAAAUCAGCAACAUUACCCAGUAACGUUGCUGACAAACGCGGAGAAAAAGAAAAGACAACAAAUGCUGAGGAUCGUGUGAAACUUAUUGAGUCUUUUGCAAAGGACGCGAUCAAGCACUACAAGCGGAGUAUCACUGUUGAAGAGUAUAAGAACGUAAUGCGUGCAGUAGUUCGUGAGUGUUAUAAGAAGAAAAUUCUGGAUGGCGGCAAAAUCAAGGAGAAAGUGAAUGAGUUCGUUCGAGCGGUGAAGAACGGAGAACAGCUAUCCGAACACCAUAGUUCGAAAAGGUCCGAAACCUCUGGUGAGCUCACUUCGAUAGUCCCAGUCAAGCGGCAGAAGUGCGAGGUUUAG